This is a messenger RNA of Strongylocentrotus purpuratus (purple sea urchin), 1512 nucleotides long. Its product is annotated as origin recognition complex subunit 1-like. Bases 127 to 1314 code for a protein of 395 amino acids. The transcript is spliced from 12 exons. Gene Ontology annotation, biological process: mitotic DNA replication checkpoint signaling; DNA replication initiation. NCBI's taxonomy places the organism in Eukaryota, Metazoa, Echinodermata, Echinoidea, Camarodonta, Strongylocentrotidae. Gene Ontology annotation, molecular function: ATP binding; DNA replication origin binding; ATP hydrolysis activity. Gene Ontology annotation, cellular component: nuclear origin of replication recognition complex. The record is from RefSeq and is a predicted model, not a curated record.
AUGAGGAGGAAGAUGAGGAGGAGGAGGAGGAGGAGAACUUCAAAAUACUAAAGAAGAGGAAAAUGUCAGCUUCAUUAAAAUCUACACCACAGAUUAUCGGCAAGAAGAGAAACUUUUCAAAGAAAGAUGCAACCCCUGGUAUCCAUAGCAGAUCAACCCCCUGUAAGACCCCCUCACAGCCUCUGGAGCAUGCACGAGUCAGGUUGCAUGUCUCAGCAGUACCAGACAGUCUCCCAUGUAGAGAUCAAGAGUUUGCUGACAUCUUCUCCUUCGUCAAGUCAAAAACUAUUAGAUGGUACAGGAGGCUGCAUGUAUAUCUCUGGCGUGCCGGGCACAGGCAAGACGGCUACAGUCAUGGAGGUGCUUCAUUGGCUGAAGCAAGAUGCCGAAUCUAAAGAUAUACCCAAGUUCAAAUGUGUGGAGGUCAAUGGAAUGAGACUAACAAAUCCUCAUCAGGCAUAUGUUCACAUUAUUAAGAGUCUAACUGGGAAGAAAGCAACCCCAGAGCAUGCAGCUACUCUACUAGAUAAACUUUUCAGUGCAAAUAAAGCUACCAAGAUGCCAACAGUACUCAUUGUAGAUGAGCUUGAUCUGCUAUGGACUCGCAAGCAGGGUGUUUUGUACAGUAUCUUUGAUUGGCCAACCAGACCUAAUGCUCAGCUGAUUGUUGUUGCCAUAGCAAACACCAUGGAUCUCCCAGAGCGCAUCAUGAUGAACAGGGUGGUCAGCAGAAUGGGACUGACUCGAAUGACCUUCCAGCCUUACACUUACAAACAACUUCAAGAGAUAGUUGAAAGUCGUCUCAAGGGCAUUGAUGCAUUCAAUUCAGAUGCUGUUCAGCUUGCAGCGAGGAAGGUGGCUGCUAUCUCAGGAGACGCAAGACGGGCCCUGGACAUCUGUCGUCGUGCUACCGAGAUCGCCGAGGUUCAUGCCCGUAAGAGCAAGAAGAAGGCAGUAGUCGGCAUGGCUCAGGUUGAUGCAGCCGUCACCGAGAUGUUCUGUUCACCCAAGAUUGUGGCUAUGAGGCAAGCUUCAGAGCAGGAGCAAAUCUUUUUGAGAGCUGUCAUCUCAGAGUUCAGACAGUCUGGUUUAGAGGAAGCUACAUUCGCUGAGGUUCUACAACAACACAUAUCACUGUGCAGGAUAGAAGGUCAGUUGCCCCCUACGGUAUCAGAUGUCUGGGGGGUGUGCAAGAGACUGGCAUCAACCCGACUGCUGCUCCUAGAGGCAAGCACCAAUGAACUAGGACAGAGAGUGCGUCUCAACGUCAGUCAGGACGACGUACGCUAUGCCUUGGACUCCCGUACCAAAUGAUGAUUCAGGAUCUGUGCUAAUGCGACGUUAAGAAUCCGUACUUUCAAAGCUGGCCGUUGUGGGACGUGAAACAAAACUGUCCAGAUUUGAAGCUCUUGUCGAGAAAUGUGACAUUUUCAAGAUAUUUGAAUUAGAAGCGAGACGAUGUACAAUAUGCCAUUGACCUCGGUUAUCAGUAAUGACGCUCCAUUAUGUGUA